AUGCGUGUUUCUGGUCUGCUUCCUGCCUUGCUGGCGGCUUUGCCGGCUGCCGCUACCAGCAAUGACGGCCGUGGUCUGCUGGGUCUGGCUUUGGGUAACCAGAACGCCGAUGGGAGCUGCAAGGCAACCUCCGACUACAAGGCCGACUUUGACGCUAUCAAGAGUGUGACGACGCUUGUCCGCACCUACUCCGCUAGCAACUGCGACACUGCUAAGAAUAUCAUUCCUGCUGCGAAGGAGAAGGGAUUCAAGGUUGUGCUCGGUGUCUGGCCCGACUAUGACCAAUCUUUCAACGAAGACUUCAACGCCCUCAAGUCUACCGUUCACGGAAACGAGGAUGUCGUUCGUGCGAUCACCGUUGGUUCCGAGGUUCUCUACCGUGGUGGCUUGACUGCCGAACAACUCUUGAACCGCAUCCAACAAGUCCAGAAGGAGUUCCCCGACCUGAGCGUUGGAUUCGUUGAAAGCUGGAACAAGCUCAAUGACGGCUCUGCUGACCCUAUUCUCCAGGGUGGAGUGAACUAUGUCCUCGCCAACGGCUUUGCCUACUGGCAGAACACCCCCAUUGACAGCGCUCCCAAAACCUAUUUUGAUGAUAUGUCGCAAGCCAUGAAGCAUGUUCAGCAGGCUGCUGGUGACAACGCGAAGAACAUCCGCUUUGGUAACGGCGAAACUGGCUGGCCUACUGAUGGCGGUUCGGACUACGGUGAUGCCAAGGCCGGUACCAAGAACGCUGAGCAGUACUGGAAGCAAGGUGUCUGCGGCAUGCUCGCCUGGGGUGUGGAUGUGUUCUACUUUGAGGCUUUCGACGAGUCAUGGAAACCCUUGAGCAAGGGUGACAACGGCCAGAUGAUGGACGAGACUCACUGGGGUCUGUUCACUGCGGACCGCAAGCUCAAGUUUGACAUUUCGUGCCCGAAGAACUAA
Aspergillus chevalieri is the source of this 927-nucleotide messenger RNA. It is a transcript of the gene bgt1, whose product is annotated as 1,3-beta-glucanosyltransferase Bgt1. NCBI's taxonomy places the organism in Eukaryota, Fungi, Ascomycota, Eurotiomycetes, Eurotiales, Aspergillaceae. The transcript is spliced from 4 exons. Gene Ontology annotation, biological process: carbohydrate metabolic process; cell wall organization. Gene Ontology annotation, molecular function: glucan endo-1,3-beta-D-glucosidase activity; 1,3-beta-glucanosyltransferase activity. The record is from RefSeq and is a predicted model, not a curated record. The coding region runs from base 1 to 927 and encodes 308 amino acids. Gene Ontology annotation, cellular component: extracellular region; cell surface; fungal-type cell wall.